This is a messenger RNA of Akanthomyces muscarius, 4299 nucleotides long. RefSeq lists its product as uncharacterized. Gene Ontology annotation, biological process: transmembrane transport. The record is from RefSeq and is a predicted model, not a curated record. Gene Ontology annotation, molecular function: ABC-type transporter activity; ATP hydrolysis activity; ATP binding. The coding region runs from base 1 to 4299 and encodes 1432 amino acids. Gene Ontology annotation, cellular component: membrane. The transcript is spliced from 7 exons. NCBI's taxonomy places the organism in Eukaryota, Fungi, Ascomycota, Sordariomycetes, Hypocreales, Cordycipitaceae.
AUGUCGUCGCUGGCUCAGUCGAAUGACUCCCUUUUUGGGCCCCAGCUACCUGGCCACUUCGACUUUACCGUCCUCUUCGAACAUGCUAUGCUCGGGCUGAUUCCAACCGCCCUUGUCGUCUCUGUCACGCCCCUUUACCUCAAGGUUCUCCUGCAUACCCAGCGUCAGGUCCGACCUGGCUACCUUUUAUGGAGCAAACUGGCAUGCGGCGUGGCGCUCGUCGCCAUACAAGCCGCCAACAUUAUGCUCUGGCAUAAGACUGACUACUUCCAGUCGCGUGUUACUGUUGCUACCUCGAUUAUGUCAUUACUCGCUUCUAUUUGCACGAUGGCUAUUAUUGUAGUUACGCAUAUUUAUUACUUACAGCCUUCUUCUUUCCUAAGCCUCCUUUUUUCCCUUACUAUGAUCUUCGACAUUACUAUGGCUCGAUCAUAUUUUCUUCGGAACACUUUAAGCGCUAUUGCAGCCCUACAAGUUUGUAUUGUCGUUCUUAAGUUUUUCCUGGUUAUCCUUGAGGAAGUUUCGAAGCGUGGCCUCUACCUGUCUCAGGAACUACGAUCUACAGUCUCUGCUGAGACCGCCUCUGGCUUUUGGAAUAGGUCACUUUUCGUCUGGUUGAAUCCCUUGCUUGUUUUCGGAUGGCGUAAUCAAUUCACGAUUGAUAAGUUGCCUAGUAUUGGCGAGGAAUUCGAGUCUGAGCGGCUCUUCGAUCGAUUCUCGCAUCAUUGGGUCAAAGCCAAUAAAUCUUCUCGACUAGCUCUACUCUUGGCUUUGUUGCGCACCUUGAAAUGGCAAUUUGCACAAGUCCUCCUUCCUCGCCUCUUGUACAUUGGCUUCGUCAUCGCGCAACCCUUUCUUGUUUUACGGACAGUGGAGGCAGUCGGCCAGGAGCACACUAGCCGUGCCUCUACUAGUGGUCUUAUUGGUGCUUGUGGGAUUAUUUACUUCGGACUCGCCGUAACGAGAACCAUUUUUGAGCACUGGGGCUUCCGCGUUGUCACAUCAAUUCGGGGCAUACUUGUUGUGGCCGUAUAUGAUAAAACGCAGCGUCUUAGUGCUGAAGCACUAGACGCUGGAAAUGCUGUCACAUUGAUGAGUACAGACGUCGAGGGAACUGAGGACAUUAUUUCCCUUGCGUAUGAGUCGUGGUCGUGUAUUAUUCAAGUCGCCUUUGGCAUUUGGAUUCUUCACACUUUCAUUGGAGCCGCCUGUUUCCUCAUCAUUUUGCCUACUCUAGCUACAUUUCUUGGGUCUAUUCUCACGGGCAAGAAAAUCUCUGGCGCCAGGGCGGCUUGGAACGCAGAAACAGAGAACCGAGUUGCCGCUACCUCAAACAUGCUUGCUCAAUUAAAGAGUGUCAAGUCCAUGGGCUUGUCUGGUUCUCUUCUGAAACAAAUUGAGCAUAAACGCGAAGUCGAGAUCGCUAGGUCGCUACGGGAACGCUACUCCCUUCUAUGGGUUUUCUCCUUUGGUGCGGUUAACUUCACAGUUACCCCGGCAAUCGUUUUCGCUGGGGCGUACUUUUGGACUCGCUCGGACGACCCCAUGUCUGUCGCAGAAGUCUUCGCUAUCCUAGCUGUAUUGGCCAUCUCUUCCAACCCGCUCAUUGACUUAUUCCGGUCUGUGACGCAAUGGUCUGCGGCUUUUGCGUCUAUUGCAAGAAUUCAAAGAUUCCUCUUAGAAAAAGAUUAUGUUGACCCUCGCGACGUUCCCAUGGCAGCCGAAGUGGAUGCUGAUGGGGAGAAAGAGCCACGCUCCGCGCCUAGAAAACCGUUUGCUUUUGAACUCGCCGAUGUUUCGGUCAUAUCCCCCACAACUGGCCCAGUUCUUCGUGAAGUGACUUUCAGAAUUCCAUGGGCAUCACAUACUAUGAUGUGGGGCCCUAUCAACUGCGGCAAGUCUACCUUGCUCAAGCUUCUCUUGGGGGAAGUAGAACUGAAUGGGGGUACCAUAUCUGCUGGCUCAAGAGACAUAGCUUACUGCAGUCAAGAAACUUGGAUUGAGAACACAACUGUCGAAAAAGUCAUCACUGGAACGCGCCGAUUGAUGCGGCCGCUUUACAGUGAGAUUGUGAGAGCGUGUGCUCUAGAUGCAGACUUCCAGCAAAUGCCAAAUGGUGAUCAAACCCAAACAGGAAGUGGCGGCUGCAACCUCAGCGGAGGUCAACGUCAACGCCUGGGCCUCGCGCGCUCUGCCUACGCCCAGAAAGACAUAAUGGUUCUCGACGACUUGUUCAGCUCCGUGGAUCCGGAAACGGCAGGCCUUAUCUUCAGUCGUCUGUUUGGACCUCAGGGUAUCGUUCGCCGCUGGAACUGCACUGUCAUCAUGACAACAAAUCGGCUUGAACUUCUAGAUUUCGCAAAUCAGAUCUUCCAAUUCUCCAAGAACGGUCGGGUUCAAGAGCAAAAUGACAAUGAGUCGGAGGGGUCUCCAGCUGUUGGUGAGAGCAGUGACGAAAAUUCCGCAGCUGGUGAUGCAGUCGGUGAUCAACAGCAGGCCGGAGUGGGUGCCAGCGACAGCGAAGAAGCACAGCUGCCGUCGGUGCAAGCCAAAGAGGGCGACAAUGUACCUCAGCCUCAGGAUGAAGGUUCGGGUGGUGAUUUGUCUGUCUACAAAUAUUUCCUUGGAUCCGUUGGUAUCUUUGCAAUCCUCAUCUGGGUGUUCCUUGCUAUGAUUGCCGCCGUUGGCGAAUGGAUGCCAGUGAUCUUUCUGCGAAUCUGGUUCGUGAAAGACCCUCAAAAUGAGUUGUCAUUUGUUGGUUACGGCAUUCUUGCAGUUGGGUCUGUCGCCUUUAACAUCUUGUGUGCUGCAUUUUAUUUCACAUUCAUCUUCCCAAAAACUACUACGGAGAUGCAUCGAAGGCUUCUAAAAGCUGUCCUCGGCGCCACACCCGAGUUCAUCAACGACACAGACUCUGGAUCAUUGCUCAACAGAUUCAGCCAAGAUAUAUCUCUAGUUACACACAGACUGUCAAUUCUUGUGAACCAGUUUGUCUUCUUGAGUUUCACAACGCUUGUGGAGAUCGGGAUGAUUGCCGCCGGGUCCCCCUACGCGAUACCAGUCAUGUUGUUUAUUUUGAUGGUUUUAUCCAUCAUCCAAGUAUUUUACCUUCGAAGCUCGAGACAGUUACGCCAGCUGGAACUGGAAGCCUCUUCUUCAUUAUUUACCCGAUUCACAGAAACAACUGAAGGUAUUCAUCACAUUCGCAGCUUUGGUUGGCAAAAGAGCCUCCGCCGUAAGCUUUACGCUGAGCUGGAUCGGUCACAAAAGCCAACCUACCUUCUAUACUGUAUCCAAAGAUGGCUAACGCUAACAAUGGAUCUCACCUCGACUGUCGCUUGCCUUGCCCUCGUCAGUCUAUCGCUUAAGCUUCCUCAUGCGACGUCAAAUGCUGCAGUGGGGCUUGCCAUGCUCAGUCUCAUAGGCUUUAGUAGCACGGCUACAGGCUAUAUUCAAACCUGGACGGCGUUCGAAACGAGCUUUGGGGCCAUUCGUCGCAUUAAGCUAUUUGUGCUCGGCACACCCCAGGAAAAGGAUACGCUCUCCGGACCUCCACUGCCAGAGAACUGGCCCACUAAUGGACUGAUUGACUUCAAUGCGGUCUCUGCGACGUACAAGACCACUGAUGGCGUGUCUCACAAGGCACUGAACAACGCCACUGUUACUAUCCCGGCAGGACAGAAAAUUGGGAUAAUGGGCCGGACUGGAAGUGGCAAAUCAACAGUUCUGGCUACCAUACUCCGCAUGGUUGAGUAUGCAGGAAGUAUCAGCAUUGACGGGCGCAAUACACGGGAUGUUCCGCGCGAACUUCUUCGUUCCCGCAUCACGACCAUAACUCAAGAGGGUUUGCGAAUUAAAGCUACACUUCGAUUCAACAUGUAUCCAUUCGAGGGCUCUCGACCAAGCGAUGAUGAAAUAAUCGAUGCAUUACGAAGAGUCGAGCUUUGGGACCACGCGAAUCGCAAUGGCGGUCUGGAUGCUCAGUAUUCUACUAUCCGAUUUACUACGGCCCAGAAGCAGCUAAUGUUCCUUGCACGUGGAAUACUGCACCAAUCAACAGCGGGCACCAAGAUUGUAAUGAUCGAUGAAGUAACAAGCAGCUUGACGCUGGAUAUGGAAAGGAACAUGCAGAGAAUCAUUGACCAAGCUUUUGCAGGCUGCACCAUUCUUCUUGUGUCCCACCGCCGCGAGUCAUUUCUAACAGCGGACUUCGUUCUACAAUUCCGGUCUGGACAACUCUAUAGUAUGAUGCGCCGGCGAAGUAGCACUGGAGGAUGGGUGGAGGUCCAAGAAUUCUAG